Penicillium atrosanguineum is the source of this 2172-nucleotide messenger RNA. RefSeq names its product putative exonuclease. Gene Ontology annotation, molecular function: 5'-3' DNA exonuclease activity; 5'-flap endonuclease activity; DNA binding. Gene Ontology annotation, biological process: DNA double-strand break processing; DNA recombination; mismatch repair. Gene Ontology annotation, cellular component: nucleus. The annotation marks the transcript as partial. Lineage: Eukaryota; Fungi; Ascomycota; Eurotiomycetes; Eurotiales; Aspergillaceae. The record is from RefSeq and is a predicted model, not a curated record. The transcript has 2 exons.
CUAGGACUGCAUGGUCUGUUGAAAUCUAUUCAAAAGCCAUGCCAUAUCAAAAAGUUCAGUGGACAGACCCUUGCGGUCGACGCCUAUGGCUGGCUACACCGCGGUACAGUCGCGUGUUCCGUUGACUUGGUCCUGGACAGACCGACCAGGAAGCAUAUCGAUUUCGUCCUUCAUCGAGUCCGCAUGCUCCUCUACUUCGGCGUUACACCCUAUCUCGUGUUCGAUGGCGACAACCUCCCUAGCAAAGCAGGCACGGAGCAAGAUCGGCACCGCAAGCGUCAGGAGAGCAAAGCUUUAGGGUUAGAACUACAAAGGAAGGGUCGAAUGCCCGAGGCCUACCAGGAGUUCCAGAAGGCUGUCGACGUCACGCCCUACAUGGCCCGUCAGUUGAUUGAGGAACUGAAGCAAAUGAAAGUACAGUACGUGGUAGCGCCCUACGAGGCUGAUGCACAGAUGGUGUAUUUGGAACAACUGGGUUUAAUCCACGGGAUUAUUUCAGAAGACUCCGACUUGCUGGUGUUCGGAGCCAAGAGAUUGUUGUCAAAGUUGGAUCAACAUGGUGAAUGCAUUGAGAUCAGCCGAGCGGAUUUUACUGCGUGUCGUGAGGUUAGCCUCGUUGGAUGGAGUGAUGCAAACUUCCGUCAAAUGUGUAUUUUGAGCGGUUGUGAUUAUUUGGCGAAUAUCCCCAAGAUGGGAUUGAAGACUGCAUACCGCAGCAUUCGCAAACACCGGACGGUUGAGAAGGCGCUGCGCAUGGCUCAGUUCGACGGCAACUUUCAGGUUCCUGCCGACUAUCUUGCAAACUUCAGGCAGGCUGAGCUCACCUUCCUCUACCAGCGAGUGUUUUGUCCCAAUGCUAAGAAGCUCGUGACUCUCACAGUUCCAGAGGAAGGUAUCGACCUCGACGAGCUGCCCUUCAUUGGAGGAGAUGUGGAAGCUGAGAUUGCGGCUGGCGUUGCGUGCGGAGAUUUGGAUCCGAUGACCAAGGAAGCGAUUGUGUUGAAACCGAUGGCUGCAGGUAAAUUACCCCUGGGGAUCAGUCGUCGUCAGACACUGGGUUCAGAGCUGAAGCCCAGCAAGUCCAUCAAUUCUUUCUUCACCCCGAAGCGGACCCCGCUGGCCGAGCUGGAUCCGAACAGCCUCACCCCGUCCCCAAGCCAGCAGCGCCUUCUGGAGCGGAAUGCGAACAACUCCUGGCAAGCCAACUCGGCUCCCUUACGCUCUAACACAGUUAGAUCUACCCCUCUUCGCGCAUUGUCAGACCAGGGUCUUAGCCCUAUGAUUCGCAGCGUCGAGCGUAAUUCGUUCCUGGCUAAGGCUGCGCGCGCAUCGACUUUGCAACCUACCAAGCGACAAAGACUAUGUUCGGAGACCGAGGACGACCAGCUCCCAGCUCGUCCUGAUAAUCGCAGUCGAUUCUUUGCCCCCAGCACGGAACAAGCAAGCCCCAGUGGCCUGAAAUACUCCCGGUCCAAGAAGCAACGAAAAUCGACACUUGAUGUCUUUUCCGAUGAAAUUGCAGAGGACAUCUUUUCCAGUAUCCCGGAUCCGGCUUCUCAGAGCGAGGUCGUGGAGACCCAAGCGGAGACUGGUCAGAGUGGAGCCGAGGCCCCAUCUGAUCCCCAGAUUGCUAAAAGUGGACCAUCCACAGAGGGUCAGAUCGAGCAACUCGAGUCCACUCCCGAGACGACCAAAUUUGAUCGUGCUCUUGAUUAUCAUGUUCAACGGCAAAACUCGACGGUCAUGUCGAAGUACAUGUUCAACUCUGGCUCCCGGCCCGAGUUGACACCUCGCUCACCCCAAACUAGAAUCCCUGUGACUAUAUCUGGGAACCGGCCAAUGCCAAUGUCUUCUCCUUGGACACCUCGCACGGCCACUCCAAGCAAAACUCCUCAGCGCCAGCGUAUGACUCCAUUGCAGCGCAUGGGGCAAGCCGCUCUCACGCGGUCGAAUACUAUCAGUUUUCCCACCAAGCUUCGAAAAGCCGACUCUCUGUCAACUGAAGCAGACAGCUCUCAAGACACACCGACAUCACCUUUCGCACCGAAGCACGUUGCACAUGGAAGCGAGGACCAUAUCAUACCGGACAGUGAAGAUGAGGACGAAGAUGAGCCGUACACGUCUCAGCGCACACCGCUUGACCUCAAGCGGUUCUCAUUUGCGGCGAACUAG